This is a messenger RNA of Oncorhynchus gorbuscha (pink salmon), 1331 nucleotides long. Its product is annotated as 2-acylglycerol O-acyltransferase 2-A-like. Gene Ontology annotation, cellular component: endoplasmic reticulum membrane. The transcript has 4 exons. Gene Ontology annotation, molecular function: diacylglycerol O-acyltransferase activity. Gene Ontology annotation, biological process: triglyceride biosynthetic process. Lineage: Eukaryota; Metazoa; Chordata; Actinopteri; Salmoniformes; Salmonidae. The record is from RefSeq and is a predicted model, not a curated record. Bases 1 to 771 code for a protein of 256 amino acids.
AUGAUUCUAACUACAGUACCUUUUGCUCCCCCCCAGCUCAUAAAGACGGUGGAUCUGGACCCUGGUUCUAACUACAUCUUUGGGUUCCACCCCCAUGGUGUUCUGGUGGCGGGGGGUUUUGGGAACUUCUGUACGGAGGCGUCAGGGUUCUCCUCGCUGUUCCCCGGGCUGACCCCCUACCUCCUGAUGCUGCCAUUCUGGUUCAGAGUACCCUUCUUUAGGGACUACAUCAUGUGUGGAGGUCUGGUAUCCAGUGAGAAAGCCAGCCUGUCCUACCUGCUCUCAGCUCCUAGAGGAGGUAAUGUGGCGGUGGUGGCUAUAGGGGGCGCUCCAGAGGCUCUAGACGCCCGACCAGGAGCUCUCACCCUUCAGAUUCUACACCGCAAGGGAUUCAUCAAACUGGCACUAAAACACGGGGCCCAGCUAGUACCUGUGUUCUCCUUUGGAGAGAAUGAGCUCUUCGACCAGAUGACCAACCCUGCCGGUUCGCCGCUCCGCUGGCUCCAGGACCACUUGCAAAGGCUCAUGGGAGUUGCGCUGCCAAUGUUCACUGGACGAGGAGUGUUCCAAUACAGCUUCGGUCUACUGCCCUACAGAGAGCCCAUACACACUGUUGUGGGUAGGCCUAUUCCAGUGGUCCAGACCCCCUCUCCCACUAAAGAUGAUAUAGACUGUCUCCAUUCUCUCUACCUGGAGGGCCUCACUACGGUGUUUGAAGACAACAAGGACAACUACGGCAUUGCACCAGACAAACACCUCCACUUCAUCUAGAUAUGUGCAUCCACACCUGUAAUCAGCAGGAAAAGAAGCUUUACAGACAAAUCCAAAGCUGUUGCAACACCUUCUAGGUCAGAGUUCUAGCUGAAGGUUAGAAGGAUCCUGUGGCGUUAUGUAGGGUUCUGUGGAGUUGAUGUAGGGUUCUCAAGGGUCCUGUCUGGUUCUAGAGGGUCCUGUCUGGUUCUGUAGGGUCUUGGAGGGUCAUCUGUAGGGUUCUAGAGGGUCAUCUGUAGGGUUCUAGAGGGUCAUCUGUAGGGUUCUAGAGGGUCAUCUGUAGGGUUCUAGAGGGUCAUCUGUAGGGUUCUAGAGGGUCAUCUGUAGGGUUCUAGAGGGUCAUCUGUAGGGUUCUAGAGGGUCAUCUGUAGGGUUCUAGAGGGUCAUCUGUAGGGUUCUAGAGGGUCAUCUGUAGGGUUAGUACCAAGAUGGUGGGCAGUAAGACGUGUUUGUUUUUGUCCCAUGUAAAUAUUGUUAUAUAUUUUGUUGUAUACAUUUCAUUAUAUUUCAAUCUAUUUUUUUUCUCCAUUUUCUAAUUAAAUAAACUUCCUGCAACCUGC